Molecule: messenger RNA, 801 nt
Organism: Paramecium tetraurelia
Lineage: Eukaryota; Ciliophora; Oligohymenophorea; Peniculida; Parameciidae
Exons: 1
Source: RefSeq, a predicted model, not a curated record
AUGAUAAAAAUAUUCUUCAUAUAUCUUAUUUUGGUUUAAGUAUUUGGAGAUGUGAUUAUUAAUUUGGAUCUUCAAUAUUAGUGUGAUUGCGAAUCAUUAUUGUAUGCAUCAGAAUGUAAAAUGAAGAAAUGUGAAUGGACUAAUGAUGGGAAAUGUACAACUAUUGCAUGUGAAGAGCAUUUAGAUAGAAAUUCGUGUAAAUCAAAUCUAAAUUGUGCUUGGUAUUAAGAUAAAUGUAGUACUUUCACAUAAUGUUCUUCAUAUAAAGUUGAUUCCUCAAUAGAUUGUGAAAAUUUGAGUAGUACUUGUCAUUGGAGUACAUUUAACACAUGUGUAGAUCAUGAGCCAAGUUUAACUUGUUAAGAACUUUAACAUUUAAAUUGUGAUGUUGGUAAAUAAGGAAAGUGUAUAGAAAUUUAAGGCAUAUGCAAAGAAUUUACAACAUGUGAAGAUGCUGCGAAGAAUGAAGCAUUGUGUAAAUAAGCAUCUCCAGCUUGUUAUAGUACUUUUAUUGAUGGAAAUCAUUAUUGUCCAUCCAUUAUGACAUGUAAAGAUUAGUUGUAAUUUGGUUGUGUUAAGGCAAAAAACAGAAUAAAUGGUUACGAAUACACUGUUUGUGAAAAAGAAUCAGAAGAAUAGUGCAAGAAUUGGGAUAUAGCAACUGCAAAUUUGGAAUCAUGCGUAACCAAAACUAAUUAUAAUUAUCAUUGGGUUGAUAAUGAAUGUAAAAAAUGUGAAUAGUCUCCUCCAUUAGCAGGCUUCCUAAUUUCUUCUUUCCUAAUUUGGAUUUUAAUGGAAUGA